This is a messenger RNA of Annulohypoxylon truncatum, 2365 nucleotides long. RefSeq lists its product as uncharacterized. NCBI's taxonomy places the organism in Eukaryota, Fungi, Ascomycota, Sordariomycetes, Xylariales, Hypoxylaceae. The record is from RefSeq and is a predicted model, not a curated record. The transcript has a single exon. Bases 618 to 1832 code for a protein of 404 amino acids.
UGCGACUCAGCCUCCUACAGUAAGGGGUUGACUGGUCGAGUUCCAGCUGGGAACCCUGCCGGCAAUCGAUCAUGGAACCCAAUGUUUUUGCGCGUCCCCACAUAUUGGAUGACGCAGGCCAGUCGAAGCUACACAUCACGCACUCGGCAUUUUGAGGCCGGAUAUAUAGUGUCGCAUAGGGUCGAUGAUCUACAUAUUCGAUAACUCAUACGAGCCUUUUGCCUAAGGAAUUCGACACAACGCUAUGUAAUGAUCAUUAGGGUUAAUUUGGGCUCGUGUCACCACAUUACCUACUUCUUAUCUCUUUCUAGUGCUCUAGGGCUUUUUUGCGUUUUUAAUGGAUAGGUAGUAAAUGAGGUGCGGUUUGAAUCGGUAGCCCCCAGCCCCUUGAAACGGUUCCAACAAAGUUGCGAGCAAGAUUUUACCUUAACCUGGGGGUUGUGAGACACGCAACGCUAACUAGCAAACAAACAUUUCCGAAUUCUCAACCUUUUACAAUACAAACUGAGAGAGUUUAAAAACCCGUGCUCUUAUACCCUUACAUAAUUUAUCCAUCCGAGUUUAAAAUAAAAUAGUUUGAAAGACUUAUCAUAUACAAAGAACUUACACAAAAUACUAUGUCGACAAACACGCUAGGCCCCCUAGUCCGCCUACGGGGCCUGCGAACGGAGCAGCUGCCCGCGGCGUCCGCGUCGCCGGACGACCUCGCGCCGUUUUUGCUCGCCAUCCUGCAGGAGGCCGUGCCAUUCAUCGACUCCGCGGCGCCCAAAGCUUCCGGCGACGCCAAGCCCGACCCCAAGAUCUGGAAGCUCAAGGGGACGCACACGCACCCGGAUUCCAAGGCUAAGGUCGAGGUGCUGGAGCGCGUCAUCCCGGCCGCCGAGCUGGAGAAGGUGGAGUCUAGGAGCAGCGCGGCAAGCGAGGGUGGCGGAGAAAGCAAGGGCGGUGGGGGAAAGGACGCGAAGGUGAAAGGCGAGACGUGGUGCUGCCGCCGCAGCGUGCACGCGGACGCGGCGGAGCGCGGGACGGCGAGCUGGGAGGAGUUUGUUGCGGCCUUCCGCGAGGAGCACGCGCAGUCGGAGAAGGCGUUCACGCCGGCGUGUCUGGCGGCGCACGAGGCGCAGAGCUGGGACUGCGCGGGCGUCGAGGUCGAGGAGGGGGGCGUCCGGUGGGGCCGGUUCAAGUUGGUUGUGGAGGAGAUGCGGCACCGUAUUGGGAAGCCGGUGCUUAAGGACCGUACGUUUCCUGUUUUGCAGAUGACGGCGGCGGCGCUGGGGUCUGGGACCGGGGGGGAGGGGGGAAGGGAGUUCGUGGUCGCGAGUAUCCCGGUGCCGGAUUAUGGGGAGAGGUCUGAUAAGAGCAAGUUGGCGAGGGAGAAGGGCGCGCAGGUCGCGUUCUAUGUUAGUGUGGAGCGCAUACGCGGCAUCGGAGGAGGAGAUGGGGGCCAAAGGAAGAUCGAGUGGUUGAUGGCGACGGCGAGUGAUGCCGCGGGCGUUCUGCCCGCCUGGGUGCAGAAUCUGGCGGCGCCGGCGGUUAUCUGGAAGGACGUGCCCUUGUUCCUGGGGUGGAUCGCGAGGGAGAGGGGGAGGAGGGCGCAGACGAAGGAGGCAGCGCCUAACGGGGGAGGGAAGAAGGAAGAGAAGGCCAAGAGCCCAGAUGCGGACGGUGAAAGGGCGGCGUUACCGCGGGUUUCGUCUGGGGUGGAAGUUGGCAGUUUGCCUACGGUUUCGGAGGAGACGUCGAAUGACCCCGAACUCGAUGCGCAUACGGGUCCCGAGGUCACUACCGGGGUGGAGGUUAGUCAGACGGCGAAGGUCUCGGGGAGCGCUUGAUUCUAUCUGAGGAAUCUUUGGGGAGUCGCUGGGGGGAACAGCUGGAGGAAUUAAUGGUACGGUAUGGUCGGGUAUACCCCAGCGUGGCUUAGGUUGCUUUUUCCUCGCUCGGAGAGUAGACGUGUUAUAGGGAGCAAUAUGUCCUAAGUGAUAUCCAUGGAUGGAUAAUGAGAGUUACCCAUAGUCAAACACCGUAAUUAGGAGGAUCACCACUCUAGUAGGUUGUAUAUACAGAAAUCCCAUAUUGUCUUGUACUUCUUUUCAUUGGUCAAAGUAUACGCUUUGUGAUAUGCCUACCCAGUAGGUAUUCGUACCUAAGAGACUGACUGGGCCAUUGUGUGUGUUAUACUCGUUACAGGUCGUUCUUAUGACGAAUGAAUCUAGGAGUCCACGUCUAAGAGAGUGUGGAGAAUGCGUGAUGAUAUAACAAGAUAAUUCAUUAUGACUCUUACCGAAACAUAAAUCAAUACAAUGGAGUCAUAACAUAUGGAUAUCUUGUGCUUUUAAUAGAUGCUAUGAACGUAUUGCUUACG